AUGGAUGCAGAUUGGGAGUCGAAGCUUUUGUCCCAAGUUACUAAAUUAAUCAGUCUCACCCGCGCUACAGAUUCGUAUUCAAAUCCGCGGAUCGAGUGGAAUCUGGAGUCUGUCUCGCUCCUCCUCCAAAUCAUCUCUUUCGUCAGCUCAAUGGAUUUGGAUUCGCAGCCCAAACCAGAGUCGGAGUUCAUGUCACUCAUCGCUCAAAUAAAAUCUUUCUGCAAAUCAAUGGUUUUUGAUUCCCAGCCGAAGCCCCUGCCGGAGCUCAUAUCUCUCAUAAACUCUUUCACAACUAACGAUUCCGAUUCGGAUUGGAUUCGGAAGCUCGAAUCACAUAUCAUUCAGAUAACUUCCUUGGCAAGCUCAAAGGCGUUGAACUCGCAGUGGGAUCUCAGGUCACUCAUAUCCGAAACUAUCUCUCUCUUCAACUCUACGGAUUUGGAAUCAAAGGAGUCCAAGCCCUUGCCGGAGCUAAUGUCACUCGUUGCUCAGAUGAUAAAGAUGAAGUCGCAGCUCGUGUCACUAAUCACCGAGACGAUGAGUCUUCACCCGGAGCCGGAGCUCGUAUCACUCAUCCAUCAAGUUUUCACCUCCGUCGUCAACUCUAUGAACUUAGAGUUGCAGCAGACCAUGCCAAUAGAUUGGAAGUCGAAGUUUGAGAAGAAGCUCUUCUCACUCAUUGCUCCAUUAUAUAGACAAUAG
Molecule: messenger RNA, 702 nt
Organism: Microthlaspi erraticum
Lineage: Eukaryota; Viridiplantae; Streptophyta; Magnoliopsida; Brassicales; Brassicaceae
Source: the annotation of a GenBank genome assembly